Morus notabilis is the source of this 981-nucleotide messenger RNA. RefSeq lists its product as uncharacterized. Lineage: Eukaryota; Viridiplantae; Streptophyta; Magnoliopsida; Rosales; Moraceae. The record is from RefSeq and is a predicted model, not a curated record. The transcript is spliced from 3 exons. The coding region runs from base 1 to 981 and encodes 326 amino acids.
AUGGCUCAAACUUCCAACUCUGAAGGUCAAAAUAUCAAGGAAGUUAGCGCCAUCUCUACUCGAAGUGGUAAGAAUUUAGACAUGCCAUCGACAAGUACAACCACUUCACGUAAUGAAGAAUCGGCUCAGGAGAAAAAAGAGCUAACAAAAAUUCUAGUAAAGCAAGUGCCGGCCUAUGCCAAGAUUAUCAAGGAUCUGUGCACCAUAAAGAGAAAGCACCAUGUCAAGAAAACUGCAUUCUUGACGGAACAAGUGAGCGUAGUGAUUGAGCAAAAGACACCGUUGAACUAUAAAGAUCCUGGUUGUCCCACUAUUUCCUGCACGAUUGGGACACACAAAUUCGGCCAAGCAUUGCUGGAUCUUGGAGCUAGUGUAAACCUCAUGCCGUAUUUAGUUUACUCGCAACUUUGUCUUGGAGAGAUUAAGCAGACACCUGUAGUAUUGCAAUUGGCCGAUCGAUGCAUCAAGAAACCACAUAGAAUAGUUGAAGACGUGUUAUUGCAAGUUGAUAAGUUCUACUAUCUCGUGGAUUUCAUUGUUUUGGACACUCAGUCAGUGGUUGAUGUAGAGUUAAAAAUCCCAAUCAUCAUUGGAAGACCAUUCCUUGCGACAACAAAUGCCCUAAUUAACUGUAGAAAUGGUCUAAUGAAGAUCUCUUUUGGGAACAUGACUCUUGAGCUACAAAGCAACUCUGAAGAUCUUGAAAACCUCCUCCAAAAUUCUAAUUCUGAAAAUUCUGGUUCUGUUGAGUUGGCUCACUUGUCUGCAAUUUUCAACAACUCACAGGAUAGAGGAAUUAAGUUGAAGCAACUAUGUUUCGAGGAACUUCCGCAAGGGAGAGAGAAGCCAAAGCCUUCCAUCGAGGAGACCCCUACAGUCAAACUUGCUCAACUACCUGAAGGAUUGAAGCAUGCAUUUUUAGGAGUAGGCGAUACCUUUCCUGUUAUCAUUUCUUCCAAACUCGAUGUGUCACAAGAAUAG